Adineta ricciae is the source of this 672-nucleotide messenger RNA. The record is from the annotation of a GenBank genome assembly. NCBI's taxonomy places the organism in Eukaryota, Metazoa, Rotifera, Eurotatoria, Adinetida, Adinetidae.
AUGCGUCGACAUAGACAAAUAGCUCUACUGGGAUAUCCUGGUGUGGGAAAAUCAUCCAUUGCUCAUCACUUCGUUUACAGCCAAUUUUACAACGAAUAUGAUCCAAACAUAAAAACAAAUCUUCAACAUCAGUGCGUGAUUGGAGGUGAACAAUAUGAUUUAGUCAUUGUUGACAAUGCUGGAUCAGAUCAAUAUUCAAUUAAUCAUAGUGAUUUCGAUAAUAGUGAUGCUUAUAUUCUUAUCUAUGCGAUCGAUGAUCGACAAAGUUUUGAAAUGGUAUCGAAAAUUCGAGAUAAGAUUAUUUCAACAAGUGCUUCACUUCGCAUACCUGUAGUGCUGGUGGGGAAUAAAAUCGAUCGAAAAGAUGAACGAGUUGUCUCAACGGAAGAGGGUCGUUCAUUAGCUCGUGCAUGGAAUGUGCACUAUAUCGAAGCAUCGGCGAUGGAUUUUGAGGCUGUGAAGAAAAUGUUCGAGAAAUGUAUUCAGUCGAUGAAUAACAUUGAUCCGACAGACAAUGAACUUCAAGAAACUUCAGUCAAAGCGCGUCCAAAUGAAAUCAGCUCUCCCGUAUCGUCUCCCUUAUCAUCUCGGAAUGGUUUCAAUCGGAAGUCGAACGGGAAUACAGCAGGGAAAGAUCGAUCAAAACCUACAUAUUCGUGUCUCUGUACAUAA